GGGGAGAGGGGCGCUUAUUCGAGGAGGGGGGCACUUAUUUUACAUUUUGGCCGAUAGGAGGGGCGCCUAUUCGAAGGAGGCACUAAUUCGAGUAUUUACGGUAUUCCACCGGAUGAAACGUUCCAAUUGUACCGUUCUCAAUUGUCAUUAUUCGUUCUUCAGAAACUGUCGGUAGACUGGGGAUGCACUUCAGCUUCCCCUUUAAGUGAGCUGAACACGUGGUACCCAGUCUUCACUCGUUCGGAAAGCCCGUUCCAGCCUCCAAGUCGACGAACCAAAUCCAAGAUGGAGGACAAAUUGAACUGAGGCCGGCUGGUUCUGAUGAUGAAAUGACAGUGCAGUAGUAGAGGAAUGGUAGCAAUGGAAUUUGAAACACUGGGGAAAAUUACUGACAACUUGGAAGAUGUGUCGAAGCCAAUCAAAGCUGUUGCAGACAAAUGGAAACUAUUACCAGCUUUUUUAAAGGUUAAGGGACUUGUCAAGCAGCAUAUAGACUCAUUUAACUACUUCAUAAAUGUGGAUAUAAAAAAGAUUGUUAAAGCAAACGAAAAAAUUACUACAGAUGCUGAUCCAGUGUGGUAUCUAAAAUACCUGAACAUCUAUGUUGGCAGUCCUGAUGUGGAAGAGUCAUUCAAUAUCACAAAACCCAUCUCACCUCAUGAGUGCCGCUUGAGAGAUAUGACAUACUCUGCCCCUAUCACAGUAGAUAUUGAGUACACCAGAGGAAGCCAGCGAGUGGUGAGGCAUAACUUGCCAAUAGGAAGAAUGCCGAUAAUGCUUCGGAGUUCAAACUGUGUACUGACAGGGAAAAGUCCAGCAGAGUUGGCAUCCUUGAAUGAGUGUCCUAUUGAUCCAGGAGGUUACUUCAUAGCAAACGGAACAGAAAAGGUCAUUUUAAUUCAAGAACAACUAUCAAAGAAUCGCAUCAUCGUGGAAGCUGACAAGAAAGGAAAUAUUGGAUGUUCUGUAACAAGUUCAACAGCAGAAAGAAAAAGCAGAACGAGUAUUGUGACUAAACAACACAAGUUUUGUUUGAAACAUAAUGCUCUGUCUGAGGAUGUACCUGUGGUGGUGGUUUUCAAGGCCAUGGGCAUAGAAUGUGAACAAGAAAUAGUUCAAAUGGUUGGCUGCGAGGAAGAGGUCAUCUCCACUUUUGCACCAUCACUUGAGGAGUGUCACAAACUCAACAUCUACACACAAUUACAGGCACUUCAAUAUGUUGGGUCUAAAGUGCGUCAACGUGCCACUUGGGGCAAGAGUAGGACCAAGGUGGAGGAAGCAAGAGAAUUGUUAGCAGGAGUCAUGCUUGCUCAUGUUCCGGUUAUUAAGUAUGAUUUCAAGGCCAAGUGUGUAUUUCUAGCUCUGAUGGUUCGAAGAGUCAUACUUGCUUGCAGCGAUGAGGCCCAUGUGGAUGAUCGUGAUUACUAUGGUAACAAGAGACUGGAGCUAGCAGGACAGCUUCUAUCUCUGCUUUUCGAGGAUCUUUUCAAGAGGUUUAAUGCCGAGCUUAAAAAAAUCGCAGACCAAACAAUUCCCAAACCAAGGGCUGCACAGUUUGACAUUGUGAAGCACAUGCGUCAGGAUCAAAUAACACAUGGGCUGGUUCAUGCAAUAACCUCGGGCAACUGGAUAAUCAAAAGAUUUAACAUGCAUCGUGCAGGUGUCACUCAGGUACUGUCACGUCUUUCAUUUAUUUCUGCCCUUGGAAUGAUGACAAGAAUCAGCAGUCAGUUUGAAAAGACACGUAAAGUUAGUGGUCCGCGCUCACUGCAGCCAUCUCAGUGGGGAAUGUUGUGUCCGUCAGACACACCUGAAGGAGAGGCUUGUGGGUUAGUGAAAAACCUUGCACUGAUGACACAUAUCACCACGGACCAGGAUGAAGAACCUAUCAUUCGUCUGGCUUAUAACCUAGGAGUUGAGAAUUUGAGUAUGCUGUCUGGAGAGGAGAUAAGCCAUCCCUCAGUGUAUCUAGUUUUUCUGAAUGGUGAGUUAUAUUUUCUCUUUGAAGUAAAUGGCAACUGGAUAAUCAAAAGAUUUAACAUGCAUCGUGCAGGUGUUACUCAGGUACUGUCACGUCUUUCAUUUAUUUCUGCCCUUGGAAUGAUGACAAGGAUCAGCAGUCAGUUUGAAAAGACACGUAAAGUUAGUGGUCCUCGCUCACUGCAGCCAUCUCAGUGGGGAAUGUUGUGUCCGUCAGACACGCCUGAAGGAGAGGCUUGUGGGUUAGUGAAAAACCUUGCACUGAUGACACAUAUCACCACGGACCAGGAUGAAGAACCUAUCAUUCGUCUGGCUUAUAACCUAGGAGUUGAGAAUUUGAGUAUGCUGUCUGGAGAGGAGAUAAGCCAUCCCUCAGUGUAUCUAGUUUUUCUGAAUGGAAACAUUCUUGGUGUUGUUAAGAGUUACAAGCGACUAGUUGACACUUUCCGACUUAUGAGAAGAGCUGGCUACAUAAAUGAGUUUGUUUCAAUUUGUCCAAAUCAUCAGCACAGAUUUGUCAACAUUGCAUCUGAUGGAGGACGCGUCUGCAGACCGUACAUCAUUGUUAAAAAUGGCAGACCUAGGGUGGUGGACAGACACAUUCAAGAACUUGUGCAAGGGUUUAGGAGCUUUGAAGACUUCUUACAUGAAGGCCUGGUUGAGUACUUAGAUGUCAACGAAGAAAAUGACUGUUCAAUCGCUCUUUAUGAAAAAGAAAUCACCAGGGAGACCACGCAUCUAGAGAUUGAGCCAUUCACUCUGCUUGGUGUAUGUGCUGGUCUUAUACCAUACCCUCAUCACAAUCAGUCGCCCAGGAACACAUACCAGUGUGCUAUGGGAAAACAGGCCAUGGGUUCCAUUGGCUACAACCAACGACGCCGCCUCGUACAUACAAUAGAUUUGAUCCAGUUUGACAAGCUACCAGCAGGUCAAAAUGCAACAGUGGCUGUUAUGAGCUAUAGUGGAUACGAUAUUGAGGAUGCUCUGAUUCUUAACAAAUCUUCUGUUGACCGAGGAUUUGGACGUUGUUUAGUAUACAGGAAACAGACUUGCUUGUUAAAAAGAUACGCAAAUCAGACAUUUGAUCGUGUUAUGGGUCCCAGCAGAGAUGCUAUUACUGGAGAGGUGAUCUGGAGACACAGAGCGCUGGAUGCUGAUGGAAUAUGUUCUCCAGGCGAGAGGAUAGAAAACAAACAGGUUCUCGUCAACAAGUCCAUGCCAGUAGUUACCGCCUCAGGAAUUCAACCAGUGACGCCAGGUCAGCCCCCUCCUCAGCCACAAUACAGAGAUGUACCUGUGUCGUACAAAGGACCAAAAGAUAUUUACAUUGAACGAGUUCUGGUGACAUCUAAUGCUGAGGAGGCUUUUCUCAUCAAGAUUCUACAGAGACAGACGCGGCGGCCUGAGAUUGGAGACAAAUUCAGCAGCAGACAUGGGCAAAAGGGAGUGUGUGGCUUAAUUGUGAACCAGGAAGACAUGCCCUUCACUGAUCUGGGCAUCUGUCCAGACAUUAUUAUGAACCCUCAUGGCUUCCCGUCUCGGAUGACUGUAGGCAAGCUGAUUGAACUGAUGGCUGGCAAGGCUGGUGUGUUAGAUGGGCAUUUUGGAUAUGGAACAGCAUUUGGGGGUGACAAGGUGGAAGAUGUCUGCAGUGUGCUUGUAGAACAUGGAUUCAAUUACUCUGGGAAGGAAUACGUAACGUCUGGUAUCACUGGGGAGCCAUUAACAGCGUACAUAUUCUUUGGACCGGUGUAUUACCAGAAGCUGAAGCACAUGGUGUUGGAUAAGAUGCACGCUCGUGCUAAGGGGCCCCGAGCUGUUUUGACAAGACAACCAACGGAAGGACGUUCAAGAGACGGCGGCUUGCGGUUGGGUGAGAUGGAGAGAGAUUGCUUGAUUGCAUACGGUGCAAGCAUGCUGCUUCUUGAAAGACUGAUGAUUUCUAGUGAUGCCUUUGAAGUUGACGUGUGCAGCGAGUGUGGCUUGAUGGGAUACUCAGGAUGGUGUCAUUAUUGUUCGUCGUCUCACAACAUCUCGACGUUAAAGAUUCCUUACGCUUGUAAACUUCUGUUCCAAGAACUCUUGUCCAUGAACAUUGUACCACGGCUGUCACUAAAGCACUAUACAGACGAGUGAUCAGAUAUCUGAAGAUGUACGCCUUAUUUAUUGUCCGUGCGACCACUGGAGCUUAGACAUGAAGCAAACACAACUAUGAGGCAUCUGCGAACGAAAAGAAAACAUUCAAAACGGAUUAGUCGCCUCUCAAAAGCACGCACUGAAGGGUUGGGACUUGACCAAGAAAAAAAAAAAAA
Molecule: messenger RNA, 4292 nt
Organism: Orbicella faveolata
Lineage: Eukaryota; Metazoa; Cnidaria; Anthozoa; Scleractinia; Merulinidae
Product: DNA-directed RNA polymerase III subunit RPC2-like
Biological process (GO): DNA-templated transcription
Molecular function (GO): DNA binding; ribonucleoside binding; DNA-directed RNA polymerase activity
Source: RefSeq, a predicted model, not a curated record